Sporisorium graminicola is the source of this 1632-nucleotide messenger RNA. RefSeq lists its product as uncharacterized. Gene Ontology annotation, molecular function: RNA binding; glutamate 5-kinase activity; ATP binding. Lineage: Eukaryota; Fungi; Basidiomycota; Ustilaginomycetes; Ustilaginales; Ustilaginaceae. Gene Ontology annotation, cellular component: cytosol; cytoplasm. Bases 1 to 1632 code for a protein of 543 amino acids. The record is from RefSeq and is a predicted model, not a curated record. The transcript has a single exon.
AUGACUGGGACACACCCCGUCCCCGGAGCGGGCCCUUCCCACUCACACUCUUCCACCAUUCCGACAACCUCAUCCGCCGCCACCUCGUCGUCCAAAACGAUCGUAAUCAAGCUCGGCACAUCAUCCAUCAUCUCGGAAGAGACGCAGCUGCCCAAGAUUGCCAUCCUCAGUUCGCUCGUCGAGACAUGUCACAAGCUCCGCUCUCUCGGGCACAAAGUCGUCAUCGUCUGCUCGGGAGCCAUUGGAAUGGGACGUAUCCGAAUGCACAUCAACGAGAAGCCUAAAUCGCUCGGCGAGCGCCAGGCACUCGCCGCCCUGGGGCAGCUGCGUCUCAUCGCACUGUGGGACUCGCUGUUCGGCACGGUCGGUAUCGAUGUCGCCCAAGUCCUCCUCACGCGAAACGAUAUUGCAGACCGACCGCGAUACAACAACGCACGCACUACGCUCAACACGCUCAUCUCACCGCCUUUCAAUGCGAUCCCAAUUGUGAACGAGAAUGAUACGGUCUCAGUGUCGGAGCUGAGGUUUGGCGAUAACGACACAUUGUCAGCGAUCACGGCGGGGUUGGUAGAUGCGGAUUUCUUGUUUCUGUGCACGGACGUGGAUGGGCUGUACACGGGCAAUCCCCGCAGCGAUCCUCAUGCAAGAAGGUUGGGAGUGGUGGAAGACGUGGCGGCGGCGAGGAAGGCGGUUUCGGUGGCGACGAUGGGUUCUAGCUUCGGGACGGGUGGUAUGCAGACGAAGCUCAUCGCGGCCGAGUUGGCGACGGCGGCAGGCGUGGCGACGGUAAUCAUCAACGGCGAGCACCCUGAAAACAUGAUCAAGGUCGUCGCUAAAGGGAUCCCCAGCUCGUCGAGCUCCAGCUCGCUCGAGAGUGCACCGCUGCGCAUGGACUCACUGGCGUCCUCCGUGUCGUCUUUGGCUUCGGAGGACAAGGAGCUCAUAGGGUAUCCGCCACUCGACGGCCCACCUCACACAAUCUUCCUGCCCAAGCCCAAUCCGCUCUCGUCGCGCAAAUGGAGCAUCCUGCACGCGCUCCACCCAGCAGGUGCGCUCAUCAUUGACGAAGGCGCCUUCAACCGCAUUGUUCGAACGGACUCGGGUGGGCGACUGCUCCCCGCUGGCGUUGUUGGCGUGGAGGGCAACUGGGAGCGCAUGCAGGCAAUCCGGCUGGUUGUGCGACGCCGUAUUUCAAAACACGUCCCGCACACAACGGGUCUCGAGCAGGGCGCACCACUCACCAACUCCACUCCCAUCGCCCGUAGCCUCGGCCAGUACCUGCUGCGCACCGACUCAGAGUCGGCGGUGUCCGGCACAAGGACUCCGCCCGUCAUCGACUCGCUGCGAAAGGACGUUUCCGUCCCCGCAUCGCCUACGCCUCCCCCAGUUGCAGUUGCGCCAACGGCAGCCACGCAGGUCAGCGACGAGGCGGCGGCGGGAGAAGACUGGGAAUGGCAGCUCAUCGAAGUGGGGCGUGCGCUGGCGAACUAUACGUCGAUCGAGAGCGAACGCAUCAAGGGCCUCAAAUCGUCGCAGAUCUCUUCGACGCUAGGAUACGCGGAUUCGGACUACGUCACGGACCAAGUGGCUCUGCACACGUUCUCGCUCCCCUCUCCCCUUCCUCCCCUGUAG